GAUGUGACCUUAAAUAUGAGCUUGACAGGGUAAAAGAGAAAAUCUAUGAGGAAUUCAUAAUACAAAAACACCCCCCAAUUUACAACCCAGAUCAAUUCGCUGAAUUUUGCCACUCAGCCGGAGCCGAGAAUAUAUUCAAUCACAUUCUAAUGUCUGUUACCAGUGAGCGGCACUCAAGCUCCCGACAGGAACUCAACAAAAGAAGAACAGUUUGCAUAAUUUACAAAAUGUGUUACUGCCUUAGCCAACUCUGCAACAUCAUGCAAGUAGACCAUGCAAUAUAUUUAAACUCCAAUAAUGUCAACCAAGAAGGUAUGAAUACCGAAUUCCAACUUGGAAAUACCUGCAGCCGAAAAACAAGCAAUAUCAAGCUCAACAAGUUGUCAAAUGAUCACCACAACAACCUAGAAACAUUUUUUUCUGAAGCUAUAAAGAAUGAAUGGCUACUUGUGCUCAUUAUUGAUGAUUUCACAAAAAUCCACACCAAUAGGCGCCCAAACCAUCAACAAUUUUCAAAUUGUAUGAGCAUGUGUACCAUUGUCAUUAAGGCAUUCAAAUCCCUCAAAGCUAUCAAAAAGCCAAAAAAUAUUUCUAAGAUCCAUCAUCAUGAGGGUGUAAAUAUCAAAGCCUGCAUAGAUGCUAUAACAGCUCCAGAGUCAAUGGCACUGCUUUCCAGCACCUACGCAAGUACCAUGCCUCAUUGGUUAACAAAGUCAUUUUUUACCCCUGACCUAGAAAGGCACAUUCUAGAAGAGCACCUUUAUUGUGAUGACAGCGGCGUGCGACACAUGAGGACGAUGGAUAACCUUCAUUUGAUAAACUUUAUGGAACUGCAGCUGAAGUCCAAGGAAGAGUUUGCUACUGCAUAUGAUAUGGCCUUAACCGGUGGUUUGAAAAAAUAUCUAAAGAAGUUUGUUGUGGUCCAGCCUGGAGAUUGGCCUAGUCAAUUUUAUGGUAGGCAGAUAGUAUAUGAAUAUGUCACCCGUCAGACAAAAAAUUUUCAGAUAAAUUCUGGAAGCAUUACCUCCAAUGGUCCAACUUCAAGUACACCACGCCAACCAAUGUUGAAUGUUCCUGCGCCAUCUAUAACAUCUGUUGUUCCAACCAUGGGCCCACUCCAUAUCUCACUAAGCAGCAGAGAACAUAUUUUCAUGAGUUUCAAACCAUUCUUUAGGAAAGUGUACUGUCACCUUUUCCCAAGAUGUAAAUUGGCAGAAACACCCAAGCCAUGGAGAAUAAAUUUGAUUCUAGAAAUAGUUUAUGGUGGUUGGACCCUUAUCAGAGAAAGAGCUAAAGUUUUGUUCCAAUAUUCUAAAGAUCUUCAAUAUGGAACACUUCUUAACCUUCUGGAUAACUACCUCCCACUUGUUUUGUCAAUUUACACAAUAACUUUUAAGACAAAUAACUUUAAGGAAUAUUACAAUGCUAUGGUUAGAAUAUGGGUGAUGUUCGUGUGCCUCAAGCGUCGUCAUUACAACAAAGCACCACUUGUAUGGUUGUCCUGCACCAAUCACUGGGCUAAAAAUUACAGUGAACUGUAUGAUCAUUUCUGCAAGUGGCCAACAAUAUUUGACGAAUAUCCUGUGGAAAAUACACACAGUAUUCUCCGGGCACAGACGAAACCAUCAGACACGGCUGAGAAACUGACAAGUAGGGCCAAAAGUAUUUUUGAGUCCAAACAAAGACAAGCCAACUUCCGUUCUAUAUUUACCCCUCCCAAGCAGUUCAAUUUCUCCCAACAGCAGCUACAGUUUCUAAAAGCUAAAUGUGCACAAUUCUUGACAAGCAUACUUUCAAUGAUCCACAGCAAACCUGGAUCAGCUUCCCUGAGCACAGAGAAGAAAACAAGAUAUGUUUGCUUACCUGAUAUAUUUGGAAUGAUAAAGAUGAAAUACAUAAUUCUUCCACUCGGUUUUAAUGCUACCACAGUUCCAAAUGAAAACUGCAGAUGUGACAAUAAAUCAUGCACCGUUCACAAUCCAAAUGAACCAUGGCAGCUAUUCCAAGGAUGGUGGCACUCGUUUCACAAAACAUGUUUGAAUGGUACGCCUUCCUGUCCUUUAUGUAAGGAAUUGUUGACCAAACAAGUUCAGGAAUUAGGACUGGUGGCUAAAGAGGCAAUUUUACAUCCACGAAAUGACAGAGUAACCAGUACCAAUGACUGCACAGAUGCAGAUGUUACCUCGUGCCAUACAGGUUACUUUUUGCCAGUUAGGAUUACCAAUGCAUACACAAUAGUUGCUCCAAAACUUUAUUUAUUAUAG
Molecule: messenger RNA, 2264 nt
Organism: Paramuricea clavata
Lineage: Eukaryota; Metazoa; Cnidaria; Anthozoa; Malacalcyonacea; Plexauridae
Source: the annotation of a GenBank genome assembly